CCGUUCUCGGCUAUCAUUCGUUCGUCGAUGGCAAUUUGGCGUUUGUGAUGAUUAGAUCAGCAGCUGUAGCACACGCGUCACGGUCUCGUUUACGCCGACGGCGAUGACUAUGAUAAUAGAUUAUGAUAAUAAUAAUAAUAAUAAUAAUAUCGCAAGUAUUUUGAUUUCGUCGCGACGACGACGAAUAGUGCGUGUAUGCGCUCCGAGUCUGGCAGGCGGCCCAUCCGUCCAUCGUUAGAGGCCAACAGCUGUUCACCGUGGUCUCCGGUGUAAGUUCGACGCGCGUCAUUCGCAUUCGUCCGACACUGCUGCCGCCGCCGCCACCACCGCCGUGACGGAGGAUAAAAGCUCGACCGAAAACGACGACAUGAGUGUUGAAAACCUGAACAACCGUCGGCCCUCGUCCGACCACCACACAGUUUCAGAUUCUUCAAGCAAAAAUAAAAGAUCAAUACUUUAUGAUAAAACAUUUGUUAUUGACAUUGUUGACAAUAUAGUAAGCUCAAAAGUGGAAAAGCUCAUAAAUGCAUAUGGAGGAAAAAUAAUUCAAUCAUUAGAGAAGAGUACCGAUUAUUUAAUAUCAGAUAUGAUACAAAAUGAAGGAGUUAAGUAUAAUGGCAGUUCAGAAACUAAUAAUAGUAGAAGAGAUAUUGAAGUAAAAAAUGGGCCAUCUUCUAAACGUAAAAAUUCAGUUGAUCUCAUCAAUAAAGCUAAUAUUUUAAACACAAAAAUUUUAUCUGCUAAAAAGUUUCAACAUUGGCUUAAAUCCUUGUUGAAAAAACGCCGUACCAACAAAAAACCUACAGAUCAAGUUGCAAGUGUACUAAAAGGAAAAGUUAGUUUAAAAAUAGAAUCAAUGGAUCAAGGACAACGUCCUGUAUUUGAAUUUAUACCCAAGUGGCCAGAUUUAGGUGACGCAUUAUGUAAAAAAAAAACAAAACAUUCAACUGAACAGAAAUAUAACUGUGAUAAAAGUGGUGAUGAUUACUCUUCAGAUCAAUACAGUACUUCAGAAAUUGGUGGAAUGUGUGAACUAUGCGACAUGCCAUUUAUGAAUUAUAAAGAACACAUAAAUACAAAAAAACAUAUGAGAGAAAGUCAAGAUGAACACAGAUUUCAUGAAUUAGACGAAUUAAUUAAUGAAAGGCCUUUAAAUGUUAUUUUUAACCAAUUUAUACCUGAUAAGUCUGAAAAGAAAAUUAACAGAGAUCAAAAUUUAGCUCAGAAAACACCUAAUCUUAAUAACUGCCUAGAUAACACUGUUAUUACAAUAAUUGAUUCAGAUUCAAAUGAUGCUGAACAAAAAGAAGUGUAUUGUUCAUUUGAUGAUAAAACCCCAAGUUCUUUUAAAGCAUCAAAAAGUUUGAAGAGAAAAUACCAAUUUUCUGAUACCGAUAUUUCUUUUGUACCUCAGAAGAGACCUAGCAAGAAGUUACAUUCACCAAUACAUGAUGAAAUUAACUUUUAUAAAAAAACCAAGCGGAAACACAAAACACAUCAAAAAUCAUCAUCCAAGGAUAUAUACAAAGUGGAAGUUGUAAACAGCCAUUCAUCAAAAUCAAAGAAUAAUUCAAAUAAUGAUAGAAUUGAGUCUGAUCAACCACCAGUUAUCAUACGUUUGAAAAGAGUACAAAAUUCUAAAAACAAAUAUUCUUCAAGUGAUGUUGAAAGUCGUUUAUCAAUAUCAUCAUCAGAUAAUGAUGAUGAAACCUCAGAGGACCCUAAACCAGUUCAUAGGUAUAUACGUGUAGUUAGAAAAUCAAGUUUCAGUGACAGAACUGAAGUUACACCUUCAAAAGGCUACACUCAAAGUCAAAUGUUUACAUUUGAACAUCCAGAGUUGCGUCAUAAUAUUCAUAAAGAUGUUUCUUACUAUCCUACUUACACUUGCAUCCCUGACACUAAGUCUAGUAUUGAAUACAUUCAAGAAAAAAUUGCAAAUUUAGGUAAUCCUAGUUUAAAGUGUAUGUUAUCGUUUAAAGAAUCUUUGAAAGUUAUGUCUAAAAUGGAACCUCAAAAAAUUGGAGAAUGGUUCUAUAAUGUUCCCAAAAAAAUUCAAGACAACUUAUCGUUCGAUUCAUCUACGUUAGUCCCACUUACUGAUUUAUCAAAAAUAAAAUCUUUUGUAAUCCCUAAACAGAAUGUAAACAGAAGUUCAACAUCCUCCAGUUCUAUUGAAAUAUUGUAAUUUUAGUUAAUUAAUGUUCCAAAUGGUUUUGUGUCCUAUCUGAGAUCUCUUAAUGUUAUUUUUAUUUUAUUUUAUUUUUAUUUUUUUUAGGGAUUAAUUUUAAUUGUUACAUUAAAUUAUUUUUUUAAUUUUAUGUUAAAGACCUGCCUCCCUAAUUUCAGGUAAAACAAAUAUUUAUAUGUACUCAAAGUUAUGUACAAUGAUGUUUCAUUGUUAUUCAGUUCAUUUAUACCAAAUACCAUCUAAAAGUAUUAAAUCAAUUCAAAAAUAUAGA
Melanaphis sacchari is the source of this 2462-nucleotide messenger RNA. RefSeq lists its product as uncharacterized. Bases 368 to 2188 code for a protein of 606 amino acids. The transcript has 8 exons. NCBI's taxonomy places the organism in Eukaryota, Metazoa, Arthropoda, Insecta, Hemiptera, Aphididae. The record is from RefSeq and is a predicted model, not a curated record. Gene Ontology annotation, molecular function: nucleic acid binding; zinc ion binding.